AGAAGCAGAUGAUCAAAGAGAAGAAGAAACACAAGCAGCCUAGCUCUCCAGGCGGCAGGCUGGCUAGUUUCUUGAAUUCCCUCUUCAGUCAAACACAUUUAAAGAAGAAAAAAUCGAAAUCUGGCAGCACGAUGAAGGAUAGCUUGGAAGAAGAAAGCCCUGGCGGAAGGAGGAAAAGACGAAGCAGCAUUAGCCAUUUUAGAAUCACAAGCAGCACUAUCAGUAGUACUGCUGCGAGCACUGAUUCCAAGUCAUCGUUGUUCUCAUCGUCGAGUUCGGGGUUCAGAACACCUCCUCCUUACGCAAAUACUCCCACAAAAUCAUACAAGGAAUUCAGAAACUUGGCUGAUCUCCAGCAGGAGAUUUCCAGGACUCAAAACAGUGGGAAUUUCAGGCCCACAUUGGAGAAAGCGCUGUUUGCGGAGAAAAAGGUCACAGACUACGCCUGGAUGGAAGAAAAAUACAGAAUCAGCAGCGGCGAUCCAGGGAAAAAUUCCAGGAACGGGAAUCCCGCGGCGGGGAUUCCAACCAGGAAUUCCACCACGAACUGGGAAUUCAGGAAGUUCAGUAACGCAGACGACGGUGCAGACAGCGAUUCAAGCUCUGAUCUCUUUGAUUUACCAAGCCAUGAGUUAGAUUUCUACUCCAGUAGCCUGCCUGUCUAUGAAACAACCCAUCUCGACAGAAUCAAGAUUGGCACACAAAUCCCCAGCGCUGCCACAGUGUAACCAUAAUUAUUCCAUAUAAUUAAUGCUAAUUUUGGAGUUCAUAUUACAAUAUAAUAUUUCUUGGUAAUGGUUGGAAUCAAGAAUCAGGUCGCAGAUUCUGCCUUCUCUUUUUCUUUUUCAGUCUCUGAAAGUUGCUCACGAUUUGCAUCUUUAUGUACAGUUUAGAAUGUUUCCCUGUCUAUCAACUUUAGUGUAUUUCUUGUAUGCUUUUGGAAAUUGGAGGUAUGUGAUGGAGGUGGUUCAGGAUUAUUA
Molecule: messenger RNA, 980 nt
Organism: Sesamum indicum (sesame)
Lineage: Eukaryota; Viridiplantae; Streptophyta; Magnoliopsida; Lamiales; Pedaliaceae
Product: suppressor
Biological process (GO): auxin-activated signaling pathway
Source: RefSeq, a predicted model, not a curated record